AUGGUCGGCCAACAGCAUGUGCGAAGGCCUUGGACAGAAGCGGCGACGAGUGCUUUUGCAGUCGCUAGCGCUCUACCGGCUAGUAUGAGCAGCGUGCAAAUCGCCGAACUAUUCGAACAGGUAGAACGCGGCGUUACAGAAUUACAAUGUGCACUCACAGCCGAAAUGUCGGCGCUGCGAAACGCGAGCGGCGAAUCGCUUCUCAUCGUCGCGUGUCGCGUCGGAAACACGCCGGUCGCCAAGCUAUUGGCCUCAUUAGACCAGGAUUCGAUUGAUGAGACCGAUAAUGAAGGCUGGAGUUCCCUUCUGAAUGCCGCCCAUGGUGGCUUCACCGACAUUGUUAGGAUAUUAUUAGAUAACGGAGCAGCAGUCGAUCAGCCCGAUCUGAUGGGAUGGACGCCUUUGAUGUGGGCGGUUUAUAAGAAUCAUCCCGAUAUUGUCGAUGUAUUAUUGAAUGCCAAAGCGCACGUGAAUGUGAUUGACGAUGAGGACGGAUUGACACCUUUGAUCCUGGCGUCUGGACGAGGAUUCUAUGCCAUCGUCGAGCGAUUAAUAGAAGCUGAUUGUCAAGUGAAUGCUUGCGACAAAUUUGGAAGCACUGCCUUGAUAUGGGCUUCUCGAAAAGGGCACCUUCCUGUUGUUCAGCAACUUCUCAAUGCUGGAGCUGAGGUUGAUGCAGUUGGAAUGUACUCGUGCACUGCUUUGAUGCUGGCAACUCGUGGAAAUUACUUGCCUGUCGUUGAUUUGCUGCUCACGCGCGAGCCGAAUGUGAAUGUCGCCGAUACGAAUGGUCUUACCGCUCUCGGAAUGGCCGCUAGAGAUGGUUACGCCGAGAUUUGCGAAUCGCUUAUCAAUUCCGGAGCAUUUGUGAAUCAAUGUGAUCGAUUUGGAAACUGGAUUUUAACGUCUGCCGUGAGAAGCGGAAACGCAUCGAUUGUCCGAAUGCUCCUUGAAAAGCAUGCUGACGUGAACUGUCAAGAUUCUGAAAAACGAACUCCAUUGCAUUUGGCGAUCGACAAAUCAUUCACUGAUAUCGCCUACAUUUUACUCGAGAAAAAACCGAAUUUGGAGCUGAAAAACAAGGACGGCGAGACCGCUCUUCUUCGCGCCGCAAAAUGCCGACAUGUCCAUUUGUGCACGUAUCUGAUCAGCGCCGGCGCGAAAUUGUCGGCGGUCGACAACUGUGGUGAUAAUGCACUUCAUUUGGCGCUUCGCGCGAGAUCUCGACGAUUGACGCAGGCGCUUUUGUCGAAUCCAUCCGAUUCUCGAUUGUUGUAUCGGCCGAACAAACUUGGGCAGACGCCGUACUCGAUUGAUUUGUCGAAUCCGCAACCGAUUCUGCCCCUUAUAUUCGGACCAAUCGAUGCGGAGGACAAAAUGGAGAAUGUGAUGGGAUAUGACGUUUACUCGAAUGUUCUCGCAGAUAUCGUUUGUGAGCCUUCGCUAUCACUUCCGCUAACGAUUGGAUUGUACGCGAAAUGGGGUUCCGGCAAAUCGACACUUCUCACGAAGCUCAAAGAAGCGAUGCAUUCGUUUUCUCGUGAUUGGCUCGACGGCGCCAAUUUGACGCUCACAUUUACGGUGUUCUUCGCGAUUCUCAUCUCGAUCACAAUGUUCACACUCACAUUAUCAAUGUUCAUAUCGAUAUUCAAAUCACUGCACGUUUAUAUCACAUUCUGGUGUGUCGCUGCUGCGAUAUUCGCGUUUCUUGUCAUUUUUAUUCUUGUCGUUUAUUACGGUGAUAAACAGGGAUGGAAUACGAGUAUGGAUUUGGCUCAGUACCUUGCGCGAACAUUCAAUCGUGUUCGUUUGAUAUUCAAUGUUCUCACACUAUAUGCGCCAAUUAAUAGCGAUAAUGACAACGCGAGUAUGCCUGUUAGUUUUCUCUUCGCCGACUAUCAUCGAUUAUCGUCGAUUGGCGGUGAGCAAGCACUUGCGAAAAUCGUCUCAACGUUAUUCGAAGCCGCCGAGACACAUUUCGGAGUGUUGCCGGUUCGACUCUUCUGCUCGAUGAAACCGCCCUAUCAAUACGUUGAUACGGGAUUCGGCUAUACAUCGGUGAUCAGCAAAUCAGCAUAUCAGCGCGGUUCAAAUUCCGACCAAGCUGGAAUUCAAGGGUCCCUCCGACGUCAUUGCGGUGUUCCCCACCUAUUCCUCAUCAUCCUAUCGCUUGGCCUUCUCAUCGGCGGCGAGAUCUUCAUGACACUUUGGCUGUUUUCGAAUCGAGAGCCCACCAAUCCGCACUUGUAUUUAGCCAUCGCGUUUUUCACCGGAUUCGUCAUGAUCGCCACCUAUCCGCUGUUCUUGAUGCUACGAUUCGCGUGGACCAACGUGCCGAGGCGGCGAGUGAACGCGGCGGCAAGAAACUCGCACAAAUUGCGUUUCGAAGGUCUGAUGCAGAAAUUGCAAACCGAGGUCGACCUUCUUGCUGAUCUCAUCCGAUCAUUGGAUGCGUUUACCAGGAGUCAUACGCGCCUUGUCGUCGUCGUCGACGGAUUGGAUAAUUGCGAACAAGAGCGAAUGGUCCAAACGCUGGAUGCUCUCGAGCUGUUGUUCUCAGCACGCAAACAUCGUCCCUUCAUCACGAUCAUCGCCGUCGAUCCGCAUGUCAUCGUGUCCGCCAUCAAUCACAACAUGCAUUCGGCGCUUCUUGGCACGGAGCUCACCGGUCAUGAUUAUUUGAAGAAUAUCAUCAGUAUGCCAUUCUAUCUGCACAAUUCUGCCCUUCGCCAACUCCAGACGAAGCUGAAGGAAAAGCGUGAGUCGAUGGCGGAAUGGAAAGAGCGAUUCAAACGGCAAGACACGUUCCAUGGUUCGGUUUUAUCUUUAAGAGAGGCCGAUGGAAGGCAGAGCAGAAAGAAAUCGACGGUUCCCGUCCAGAGUGUUGUGAAAAGUGGCCUUCCCGACGGCGUUCUUGGCGACGACUAUUUCUCGAAUAUGAAUCCGCGAGCUCUCAAAAGAAUAAUGAAUGCGCUGACACUGACUGGUAGAUUGAUGAGAGCUUUCGAAAUCGAUUUCUCGUGGAUGUCGUUGGGCCAUUGGGUCUCUUUGCUCGAGCAAUGGCCGAGCCGAAUGUGUUGGCUGAUUGAUAGGGCAUUGGAAGUGCACAACAAUCAGCUUCUUCUUGCCGAUGUCUACCAUCAGCUCAAAGACCAUAUUCCGGUGAAUGACGAGCUGAUUGCGCUCGACCGCAAUCCCGACAAUUUCGAGGCGUUUUUGAAUUCGACGAGCAUUCCGCCGGCGGAGCGGCUCACCGUCGGGCAUGUCAAGAAGUUUGUGCCGUGCACAAGCAACUUGGAUCCGUACCUACGAAAAUUGAUUCGCGAGCGAAGCAAAGGACUUGUCGAUAUUGAGGCGCAAGUGGGAAGUGCCGGUAUGGCGGUUCCACCGAAUGCCCGCCUUCUGUUCAAUGAUGAGCUCACGUGGAUGACGGUGAACUGCCCGUUGGUUGAGAUGAAGCUCGACGCAGUUGCGAAUCUUGUCAAGAAAUUGGACAUACCGCAUGCGCGUCUAGAAAAAAUCGUCGAGAAGAUUUAUUCGCUCAAUCUUUGCGGAUUGGUGCUAGCGACGUGUCCGAUUGCAGAACUCAAAGAAUCAAUGCAGCUUCCUCUCGGAGACUGGACAAUGAUGAAACUUCUCAUCGAGACCCUUAAGGUGUUUGGAAGCACGCCGCCGGGAUUGCGGGUGGACAAGCGAAAGGUGUUGACACUCCGCGAGGAAGACGAGGAGGAUGAUAUGGACGAAGCUGCGGAAGCGGCAGUCAACGCCGAUACCGAACGAGCGCCUUUGUUGGGUUCGGUGAAGGCCGAGCAGCGACGACGGAGCACGAUAGUGCAGAACGCGACAGAGCUGACGAUGGACCAUAAAUGGCUCAUGGAAAGCUUGUCGGGAAUGGAUUUGACGGAAACGGAAGGCGACGUCAACGGAAUGCAUUAUUCGCACUUCUCGUCGUCGGAUGCGCAAUCUCCUGGAGCUGAUCGUUUGACGCCGGCAUCGGUGUCCGCAGCACCAUCGGUUAGAUUUGAUGAUCACGUCAAUGAUUUGGAGCGUGAGGCUUCUGACGCGGACAGCACAAAAUCGCGAUACGACAGCAAAGAGAAUCUGCUGGAUGAGCGGAGCAGCGGAUCGCCGAAUCAGGCGGAUCUGAUUCGGUAUGAGAGCAAUGGAAGCGGUUUGAAUCGGUCGACGUAUCGAAAUACGUCGAAAUACCGUAGAAUGAGUAGAAGCGAGCUGAUGCGAGGAAUGCACCAGAAUGACACGAUUCGUGGAAGUGUCGACGCACAGAGCAGUCUUAUGAAUGACGAGGAUGAGGAGUACCAAUCAACUGUUCAGCGCCGCGGUGCCGAUGAUAUUGAGAGAAUUCAGCUUGAGAAGUUGUUCAACAAGCGAACCGAUUAUGAUUAA
Molecule: messenger RNA, 4404 nt
Organism: Caenorhabditis bovis
Lineage: Eukaryota; Metazoa; Nematoda; Chromadorea; Rhabditida; Rhabditidae
Source: the annotation of a GenBank genome assembly